Microbotryum saponariae is the source of this 2544-nucleotide messenger RNA. The record is from the annotation of a GenBank genome assembly. NCBI's taxonomy places the organism in Eukaryota, Fungi, Basidiomycota, Microbotryomycetes, Microbotryales, Microbotryaceae.
AUGAACCCAUUUCAACGUCAGUCCACUUCGAUCUGACUUGGGCUUCGACGCGGGAGCCGGGCACAACCUGACGUGCUGUGUGCCUCACUGCCUGCUCCGCUUGGCCGCAGUCGCGCUCGACACGCUCGAGGUAAGUUCACCAUCGUGUUCGAUUCACAACGCGCUUCCGCCGCAGAGUGUGGCUGAAAUCGCAAUCUUUGAUCAUCAUCUUCUAGAAUAAUGCGUUUCCGACCGCACCACCCGGCUUCACCGUACGACUGGCGGUCUUGUUGUCCUUUCAGGGUUUGUACGUCGGGCCGUCGGUCAAUCGGUCAAGGAUUCAUUCCACUUGCCCUACCUCCAACGCGUCGGUCGUCCCGCCUCGGCCGCGGUGAUUGGUUCCGUCAAAACAACUCAGCUCUGACGCGUAAAAGGGAUUUUUUCUCCUCCGUGCCUUUACAGAGUCGUAAUCUGCGAUCUCGUCUACCUUUGGCUCCUUCACCAUAUUCAACGGACUGGGUCGAGCCGCGGCGUUGACAGUGCAGGCCCGGGUGUGUGGUGGGUAGCGCGCUGGGUGAGUAACCAACUCUCCCAACAUUCAAAGGCGAAUGCGACCGACGCGCCCAAUGACUGAACCUGAGAUCCACUGCUGCGUACUCCUCUUUUGCUCUAGGUCGAUCGCCCGAAAGGCCGGAUCAUGGUCGUCAAUCAGCGCGUCAUGUCUACGAUCUUUUCGGUGCUCGCGCAAGUCGUUUGGAUUGCAUUCAACAUCACCAACCUGAAGAUUUUCACCGGUGGGACCCAUUCUUUGAGCCAAUCUAUCGUUUGGCGCGGCAUCUCAGUCCUCUCACUGCUCGGUUGGUUCUGGGUCCUCACGUGGGGCAACAUCACCAGUUAUAUCAUCGCCGCCGACCCCAAGAUCGAUUCGAGGAUCAUCAACGCCGUACUGAUUGGGCUUGGAGGGGGUCAACUUGCCGCUUCGAUCAUUACAGCAGCAUUCCUGAUUGUUCGCGGCAACGCUUUCAACCGAGUCUUACGAUCGCUACAGUCCGAUUUGCGCAGUAAAGCUGCCGCCUAUCCGAACGUACCGGCGGGUGCUCUUGCGGAGGUCUUCACCAAGGUCUCAAUCGUCAAGUCGACAGUGACGUCCUACUACUACAUGUUCUACAUAUUGGGAAUUAUUACCGCGGUGGUUGUAUCACUUGCACUUGUCUUUGUGAGUGGUCCUGAGCCGAAGACUCUAAAAUGGCCCUUUGGAUCUCGAACCUUGCCGACGAAGCGAAUUAUAUUGUCUACUCCUGUGACAGAAUUUUGGAGGGCUUAUGCUCGCGCGCAAGAUCGAGCGCCAAAUCGUUUUCAACGAAAAUAAUCACACGUCAUACAUCUCAGCACGGCAAGCCUCCGUGCAACCUCAUCAGGGGUCGACUAUCUCGGACCCGGGUCGCGGAGGUGGGGCGGGAUCCCAGACAGCUCAUGACCUCAUCCAUAGCAACGAAGCGAAUCCCAGCAGUAAAGAGCGGGAUGCACUCGCUGGCUUUCGAAGAGCGAAAAAUGAUAUCCUCACCGUGAGUGCCACAUUACGCUCGGUUUCUGCGGCGCAACUCCUAUCUGAAACUGAGGGAUCCAUUCUGCGGGGGCGCGUUAGAUGUUCGGAAUGGUGCUUUGCUUCGCUAUCAUCGUCAUGGCACCAUUGCUAUUCAAUCUGAUCAUGUACCGUACGACCAACUUCGCCGACGUGUCGUGGGCCAAGACGGAGGUGCUGUUCACCUGCGCGCCAUGGGUCGUUACUGCCGUCAUGCUCGUGGCGCAGGUUGCGCUCAUCUGGAUUGCCGUCGACUUCCACAGUCAGGGGGGUCGAGCAAUGGUGCACUCGAACGUCGCCGGCUCAAGCGCGACAGAUCCGAUCGAUGUGGUGAUGUUGGAACGCGGAGCUAGGAAUACGCUUGAGUUCAAUCCGCGUGCAAAUUCUACUGGAGCGAGGCGCGCGACACGUGAGGACCCAAGGUCGCAGACGGGCUCCGGCGCAAUUCACGGCAGCAAGAUUUUUGUCGAUGUCGACGUCGAGGUCGACAGGUCAGGCGAUAGCGAAGAAGACCUUCGGGACAUGGCCUAGCUGGAAACGUACAAAACAAGGACCAGGUACUAAACCCUUCUCUACAGCCUCGUGCACCUUAGAUACCCGCCUUAUUUUCAUAUCAGAUCGAGGACACGGCGUUGACGGCGUUGACCAUGGCGAAAUGCGCCGGGACAUCAACGUUCAACAGCCCUCCGCAUACCCGGGCCUUCGCUCGGCUUAAAUGAUUCCUACUGCGCAUAUACGAAUUGUUGAAAACUUUGUAAAACUUAGCUGUCAGCCCGAAAUAUGAUUUUUUUUUUUUAAUUAUUAUUACUGGGGCUCAUAAAUUGCAAUUCUUCGGGUUGGCUGGGACCGCUAGAAAAAGAGCUAAAAGAGGUUAUAAAGCAACGACGGCAAGCAAUUGGGUGAAAGUCAAACCCCUGCGCGCAAAGAGCGCUGCGCAGAUCAAAACCCGCCGAGCACCUAACGCGGACUCCAACGGGCGGUGA